CCUGGGCGGGCACUUCAACUUCUCUUCCCUCUUGGACCUUGACCUGGACCUGUACCUGGACCUGGACUUGAAUGAACAUUCACAUUUACCCCCCCGCCCCCUAACUUCUAGUUGAUCAUCGCCUUCUUCCUCCUCUCCUGCCCUUUCCUUCCAGAUCAACCACUCUCGGGCUUCCCUCUCCCACCUGGUAGGUGCUCCGUCCCCGUCAUACACUGCUCGUUGGGGAGCCCACAUCCUGAGCUCUCACGGCUCACCCCCGCCUCCUUCAACCUCUUCUCCUUCUCUGUGUGUGCCUUUCCUUGCAAUUCAUGGCCCCAACCUUGAGGUGAUUGUCCAACCAUAAGGCUGAUGACGGUUGCUCGCCACAGAAGCAGAGUAAUCACCACGCCACCAAUCACCAAAAGCAAGGUCAAGAUGCCCCAAGCAAGCAGCCUCCCCGCCUGGAGCGAGCUCCAGCAGCACCGCGACACGGUGGGCAAGUCCUUCGUUCUCAAGGAGGCCUUCGCUGCGGACCCCAAGCGCUUCGAGAAGUUCACCCGCACCUUCACCCUACCUGGCUCUGUCUCCUCCUCCGGCAAGCCCACAGACAUUAUCUUCGACUUCUCAAAGAAUUUCCUGACCGAUGACACUCUGGACCUCCUGACCAAGCUGGCAUCCGAGGCCGGUGUUGAGGAGAAGCGUGAUGCCAUGUUCAACGGUGACAAGAUCAACUUCACCGAGGAUCGUGCCGUAUACCAUGCUGCCCUGCGCAACGUUGGGCUCGAGGGCCAGCCUUGGGAUAUGAAAGUCGAUGGCGUGGACGUCAUGGGCACCAAGGGCGGCGUCAACGAUGUCCUUGCUCACAUGAAGGAGUUCUCCGAGCAGGUGCGCAGCGGAGAGUGGAAGGGCUUCACAGGAAAGAAGCUGACCACCAUCGUCAACGUUGGCAUCGGUGGGUCAGACCUGGGCCCCGUCAUGGUCACCGAGGCCCUCAAGCACUACGGCGCCAAGGACCAGACCCUGCACUUUGUGUCCAACAUUGACGGCACUCACAUCGCAGAGGCCCUUGCCGACGCUGACCCCGAGACCACUCUCUUCCUGAUCGCCUCCAAGACCUUUACCACCGCUGAGACCACCACCAAUGCCAACACGGCCAAGAGCUGGUUCCUCGAGAAGACGGGCGGCAAGGGCGACAUCGCCAAGCACUUUGUCGCCCUGUCCACCAACGAGUCUGAGGUCACCAGCUUUGGCAUCGACAGCAAGAACAUGUUCGGUUUCGAAAGCUGGGUCGGAGGCCGCUACUCCGUCUGGAGCGCAAUCGGUCUUUCCGUCGCCAUAUACAUUGGUUUUGACAACUUUGAGAAGUUCCUGGCCGGUGCACAUGAGAUGGACAAGCACUUCCGCUCCGCGGCUCUCAAGGACAAUAUCCCUGCCAUCGGUGGCCUCCUGAGUGUGUGGUACAGCGACUUCUACAACGCCCAGACGCACCUGGUCGCUCCUUUCGACCAAUAUCUCCACCGCUUCCCCGCCUACCUCCAGCAGUUGUCCAUGGAGUCCAACGGCAAGACCACCACCUCUGAUGGUACUUCGGCCAAGUACACGACCGGCCCGAUCCUCUUCGGCGAGCCAUGCACAAACGCCCAGCACUCCUUCUUCCAGCUGGUGCACCAGGGCACCAAGCUGAUCCCCACCGACUUCAUCCUGGCUGCCAAGUCGCACAACCCUGUCUCCGACAACCUGCACCAGAAGAUGCUUGCCUCCAACUACCUGGCACAGGCCGAGGCCUUGAUGGUUGGCAAGACCGUGGAGCAGGUCAAGGCUGAGGGCACCUCCGAGAACCUGGCACCCCACAAGGUCUUCCUUGGGAACAGGCCCACGACGAGUGUGCUCGUCGGCGGUCACAUCGGCCCCGCCGAGCUAGGCGCGCUUAUUGUCUACUACGAGCACCUCACGUUCACGGAAGGUGCCGUCUGGGACAUCAACAGCUUCGACCAGUGGGGCGUAGAGUUGGGCAAGGUCUUGGCAAAGAAGAUUCUCAAGGAACUGGACGAGGAGGGCACUGGCUCCGACCAUGACGCCAGUACCGGCGGCUUGAUCGGUGCCUUCAAGAAAUACUCCAGCUUGUAAAGCCCUCAUGCGUAGGAAAAGGUGGCCCAGUCUAGGGCCCGAGAGGCAGUCAGCAUAGAAGAAAGAGAGAUCCUCCAAGCGCUUGUAGUUGCGCGGCUUAUUUACAUCUUGUGAAAAUGAAAAAUUGGUCGUUUUGAGCA
Diaporthe batatas is the source of this 2246-nucleotide messenger RNA. RefSeq names its product glucose-6-phosphate isomerase. The transcript is spliced from 2 exons. The record is from RefSeq and is a predicted model, not a curated record. The coding region runs from base 349 to 2106 and encodes 585 amino acids. NCBI's taxonomy places the organism in Eukaryota, Fungi, Ascomycota, Sordariomycetes, Diaporthales, Diaporthaceae. Gene Ontology annotation, biological process: gluconeogenesis; glucose 6-phosphate metabolic process; glycolytic process. Gene Ontology annotation, molecular function: monosaccharide binding; glucose-6-phosphate isomerase activity; carbohydrate derivative binding. Gene Ontology annotation, cellular component: cytosol.